AUGGCGAAUCAAGUGACACUCGAGGUGACGGCUGGUAGCAGCUCUCCGCCGAGGAUGAACGAAAACAACGAGUCGAGUAGCGCAAGUAGCACGUGUGAUGGUGGUCACGCAAACUUAAAUUCUCCGGCUGAUGUCUUGUCGAACGAUGCAACCGCGGUACUGAGCGAUAUACGACGACCAGCCGGACCUAUUGCUGAUAGUGAUAGUAAUGGUGAAUCGUCUUAUUCGAAUACCAUAGAUGCAUCAAAGGAUAUCACAGGUAGCGGAGCGAAUUAUCGAACAACUGGUGGUGUUGGAGGCAGCACUGGUGGAUUAAUCCAACCGCAAAGAUCUUCAGUUGAUAGGGAGUUGGGUGACAAAUCUGCUACUGCUCCUAGUAAUACUAAUACUGCUGCUAAUACUACUGUUACCACUACUAUUACUGCAAUUACUACUCCUACCACUACCACUACUACCACCACAGUUACCAGGAAAACUGAUGCAAGUGUACCAGCGGACUCUUCAAUGUUUAGGACUAAGUGUGAAAUGGACGUGGGUACAACCAUAACUUCAAGAACACCUUCUAGGAAAGUGAAUGAUUGCCAUGAAAUUGUCAAGUCCUCAGCUGUAGCUGGAGAAAGAAGGGGGAAUUUAUGUUCUGUACAUCAAAGUGGUGUGAGGAAAGCCAAAAUUAAUGUUGCAUGUCAGACCGAUCCCGAUGAGGAAACAUUCCCGAAAAUCACGCAGUGUUCUCGGACCACUAUUUCCCAACCUGUUGCAAAUAAAGGUACCGUAGCGUCAUCAAGUACUGAUGCUAGCUCUCCUACAUCAAGCACUUCAUCUGAUGGGACAUUGCGAUUGAUGAUUCAAAACUUCACCAACAUGGCUGAUACUGUGAGGGGGCCAAGUAAAAAGAUACAAGCUGUUCCUUGGCGAAUAAUGGUGAUGCCUCGACAGCAUGUUGUACAAAAGAAAGGCACGCAAAAGUGUUUGGGAUUUUUUCUGCAGUGUUGUCCAGAUGCUUAUUCUGAUUCAUGGUCGUGCCAAGCUGCGGCAGAAUUGCGACUAAUUUCACAGAAGCAAGGUGUACCGCAUUUUACAAGAAAAACUAAUCAUGUUUAUACAGCUAAGGAAAAUGAUUGGGGAUACUCAUGCUUCAUGACAUGGGCUGACAUAUUAGAUGAAAGCCAAGGUUAUAUCAAAGAUGACAAAGUUAUUUUGGAAGUAUCUGUUAAAGCGGAACCUCCGAAAAAUAUCUUAACUCAUGAACAGUUCGAGAAGAAAAUCCAAGAUUAUAUGAGAUUAGCUGAUAUUCAGAGCAGUAGAGGGCUCAUUGAUAAAGCUAUCGAAGUUAACAUGAGCGCUCUGAAAUUCUGUAAAGAUCGUGACCAAGAUUGCAAAGCCGAUCUUGAAGCUCAGAAGUCAAAGCUGAUUGAAAUGAAACUGAAACAGAGUAUUGAAAGGAUUGAAAAAGGACCACCGCAUGGUAAGAGUGAUGAAGAAAAUUCACUUAAUCAGAGUGCUCUAAAACAGGCAAUAUCAGGUGCUGCCACAAUAAACAAACAAUCGAAUACAAACAAAUCAAAAUCGAAUUCCAAUAGUAAAUCGCGUGAAACUAAUGCAGAAAGAAAUGUUAAUGUUCAGAACAGAACAGCAACUUCGCCCCUAAAUAAAACAUCGGAAACAAGGCAAGUUGUGGAAUCAAAUGUUACGGAAACUCGUCCAGUGCUUCAGAACGAUAGAAACACUAUCACUGUGCAAGAAACUCCAACUGAAGUAUUGCUGAAUUCGACUCAUGAAAUGAAGUGGCUUUCUGGUGAUGGAAAACAAGAAGAAGGGCUAGAUGAUUCAAGACAGGAGAAAGUACGAAAACAGGUUGAUGUAGCCGUUUUCGGCAGUGUACGAAAAGAAGAAAAGACUGAUAAUAAGGAAACUGCCUGCGAAAGAUUGGAUGAAAAGCCGGAUGAUGAAAAGAAAGAAAUGAUGGUCAAUGCUAAUUAUUUGGAAAAUAAUGUAUUUGCCUUAGGAGCCAAAACCACCGAAGAUGGAGAUAUAUUGCAAGCCGAUUCACGGAAAACUGAGACACAAGGGUCAGUUGGACCGGUUCUUCGUUGCAUGUAUGAUGUAAGCGGACAUGCUCAGCCGUGGGAGUUAUCCGAAGAACAGAAAGAGCAACACGUUCUUGAAUGCUCUAGUGAUGAAGAAACGAGCUCAUCAAGUGGUGCUUCUUCCGAUAGUGAGGCUGAAGGAAAUAAUGGUCGCACAGCGGUUGGAGUUCCCUUUUCCAAAAAGAUGAAGCGUUCAGUUCAAAAUGAUGGUGCAGUAGUACGCGAUGAUUGUGAUAGCUGUAUUCAGGCUAUUCUUGAGCCAGCAUCUCUUAAUACGGAGGAGGCUUCAUGUCAAACUGAUUUUUCCGUGCUAAUGCCGAAAGCAGAUGCAGCAAUAGUGAAUGCACAAACGGGUAUGACAAAUCCAAUUCCAAAUCGACCGUAUGCACAGCCAAAGAAACAGACAGCAAAGAAAACCAUUCCCAAUGGUGAAUGGCGUCGAAAGAAGCCGAACGAGUUCAAAGAUGUGGAUUCUAGAAAAAAACAGGACGAGCAGUCAAAAACCCAAACAGAUAAUAGGACAGAAAUAGCUAUGGAAAUGCAGAAAGAAAGCAUAGCACGUUUUACAUCACACUUCGCUAAUGUGGACCCAAAAACAUUUCCUGUCUUUCCAAUUUAUCAUUCGCAGCAAAUUAUUGGAGACGACUUGGCAAACCCACAGGUGCAAUCAUACAUAGAUGAUUCGGCACAACCGAAUAUUUGGUCACGACAAUAUAUCGAAGAAUGGCUUAAAUUCAAUAUUAAAUAUUGCUGGAAAUACAUGAAGAAUGGAGAGAAUCCGCCUGCAGCUGGCGAUGAAAAUAGUUUGGAUUUCGGCGCCGGUAAUAUUCCUCAUUUUACAGAUGCACAGGUUCAGCAAGUUAUGGCAGCGCUGUCAGUGAUUGGUGUUAACUGUGUGAAUGCUAAACGUGUGGUUGACAAAGCCGCUGAAUUUAUUAAUACAUUGGAAAUGCGUUCGAAAAGUCCUUUCCUUAAAGGCUGUCUGCAAAAACUGGCAAUUCUAGCUGGCGACGAGAAAGUUAUCGAGGCAAUCAAAGAUGGACGUAGAGAUCUUGAUUGCUCUUCACUGGAUGAACAUCAUUUAACAGCGCCUUUGGUUGAUGAUGCAGAUGACUUCAGUUCCUUGAUGUCUGACUGUCCAGAUGACCAGCAUGACUAUAUGUUGAAUCGCGAAGUGCAUCGUAUUGGUGUUUUUGCCGACCAGGCUGUGAGUAAAAAUCCAUUGAUGGAAGUUGGCCAAGCAGAAAAAUUGAACGAACAUACGGAGAAAAUCGCGCAGCGUAUUGCGUUGCUUGAAAGUGAUAAAGAAGCUCUAUCGCGACAACUUACUGCCGAAAAAGAGAAAAAUAAAAAACAAGAACAGAAACAUGCGAAUAUGAUAAAACAGGUGCAGGCACAAGUGCAAUCUGAGAAAGAAAAACAUGAGAAGACAAUGCAGCAACUAAAUCAGAAGAAGAAUGAAUUAAAGAAGCUCGAAAAAAGUGUCAAACAACAUGAGCGAGAUUCUGAACGGUCACGGGAAUUACAAGAGAAAAAUGAAUAUUUGACACGGGAAGUGCAAGAUCUUCGACAGAAACAUGCAGAAGAACUGAGGAAACUGCAAAGAGAGUUGCAAUCCAGUCAGGAUACUAGAAAGAACAUGGCCGAAGAAAUCAGAGGACGUGAUACCGAAAUCAGCGAAUUAAAAAAUCAGCUUAAUGAGCGGUCGAUUGCACUGAAGCGUUCCGAAAAUGUGCUGUCUUCGGAACGCAAGACAUUUCAAAGUAAUAUAGCUUUUUUGACUGAACGUGCAAAGAAGGCCGAAGUUUCACUGCUGGAGCAUAAGCUUGAGACGGGCGUUGCUGUACUUGAAAGAGCUCAUAAAGACGCUGGACAACGAGUGAAGGAUCUGGAAGCCGAAAUGAAAAAGGCGAGGAAUCCUGUGGCGGUGGAAGAACUGAAAGGAGCUGCUGCUGAAUGGAGAGCUAAGCGAGAAGAAGUAGCCAGUCUCAUUGCAACUGCAAAGGGCGAAUUUGCUGUACAGAUUGAGCAAAUCAAAGCAGGAAAGACAAUCGCUCAGUUACCAAAAAUUAGUGUGCCAAAACCUCCACCUGCACCAAAGUUCAAAGGACAAUUUGUGCCUCAGAUAUCGCCCGCUGGUGCUGAAAAAGCUGUAACACCUGUUAUACCGGCUGUUGGAGUAAUUGGCAAUCGGACUCCUGCGGCUGGCUUAGUUAUUAAUUCUUCGUUAACCUCCGGCAGUGUUGCACCGGGUGCACCAAUGCAAACAAUGUCGAAAGCUCCUGCUCCUCCGUUAUCUUCCCCCGUGAAAUCACCCACUGGCACUGGAACGUCAAUAACACCGAUCGGUGUUCGACCUACUAGUCAUACGGGUUCUGCGGCAGAUUAUGCUAAUAGCCAUGCUACUACAGUUAGUUCUUCGUCCAAUGCCACACAAGCAACUACCAGUACGGCAUCUUCUGGAUUAUCAUUACCAACUGCUUGGGGUUCUAGCUGGGAUGCGCCGCUUGCCAUGAAUUCGAUCAACGAACUGCUCAAUCCUAGUCGUUCAUUCGGACCCAUCGGUACCGAUUAUGGUAUCAGCACCGGUGGGAGUUCUGCUCAGCUAUCUCAUCCACCACCUGGUAUUCCUAAUACGAGUAGCCAUUUCACAUCGCAGUCGAAUGGCUGGAGUAAUGGAGGCGGGAACGAAUGGCUUAAUACGUUAUCCUCUGGAAACAACAGUAACAGUGUGAUAUCGAACCAGCCAAGUCAUUACAACCAUUUGCAGCAUCAAGGAAGCGGUUAUCAAUCACAGCAGUGGCCUAAUUGGACUGGUUAUCACAACCCUUCAUCGAACACCUCUGAUAUCGCUAAUGCACUGGUAGUGGAUAACAGCCGAAGUUCGUCUCCUCGACGUGAUACUUUGAUGGAUACUCUACGAAGUCAUUUUCCACAUAUUUCUCCUGAAAACUUGAAAGAAUACACAAACGAAUACAUGAUGCGGAACAAUUUACCAAGUUUUAAGGCACUUCCUUUGCGCGAUUUGAUAAGCUAUGUUGCAGUAGCUUCAACGAAAACACAGAUGUGGAGUAAAAGCAACAGUAUACCCCCAAUGAUGCAUCAACCUCCUCCAAAUGUGUUACCAAAUUCAAUUAGCAUAAAUCUUUCUGCUCUUGAUCAUUAUCAAGCGCCUUCGGCGCGUAUUCAAACCCAACAGCCUAAUGUCCACCCGCAUAAUCUUAUGCAACAGCAAAUGCGUGAUACUAUGGAGAGCUAA
This is a messenger RNA of Brugia malayi, 5346 nucleotides long. It is a transcript of the gene Bma-pqn-87, whose product is annotated as MATH domain containing protein. Bases 1 to 5346 code for a protein of 1781 amino acids. Lineage: Eukaryota; Metazoa; Nematoda; Chromadorea; Rhabditida; Onchocercidae. The transcript has 37 exons. Gene Ontology annotation, molecular function: protein binding. The record is from RefSeq and is a predicted model, not a curated record.